Molecule: messenger RNA, 882 nt
Organism: Prunus armeniaca (apricot)
Lineage: Eukaryota; Viridiplantae; Streptophyta; Magnoliopsida; Rosales; Rosaceae
Source: the annotation of a GenBank genome assembly
AUGUCACGUAGUCAAAAGUUAACAGACUUUUGGACGAAGUUGACGUUGGGGGGCAAAUUGGGUCACCGAAGUAUGGUCGAGCGGGUUUCAAGGGACAUUGAUGUAAAUAGGAGCCCAAAUUGGUGUAUGUUAUGGGAAUGCUUGGAGAUCGUUUACCGCCCCCCAUCAGAAGUUAUUGCUCUGUACAAGCAAAAUAACAUCGGAAGAAUGCGACUGUAUGAUCCAAACCAGGCUGCUCUAGCAGCCCUUAGAGGCUCUAAUAUUGAGCUCAUGCUAGGCGUUCCAAAUGACAACCUUCAAAGCCUUGCCUCAAGCCAGGCCAAUGCAAAUACUUGGGUCCAAAACAAUGUGAGAAACUAUGGCAAUAACGCAAUUUCUAGUGCUGGUUUGGGAAUUAAAGUCUCCACUGCCAUAGACACUGGAGUGCUUGGAAAUUCCUUUCCUCCAUCCAACGGAGAGUUCAAGUCCGAAUAUGGAGCACUUUUGAACCCCCAUCAUCCGCUUCCUAGUGAACAACAAAUCGCCCCCCCAUCAGUUGUGGUACAAGAUGGCCAACGUGGCUAUCGUAAUCUUUUCGAUGCCAUUUUGGACGCUGUUUAUGCCGCUCUUGAGAAGGCGGGCGGAGGGUCUUUGGAAAUUGUCAUAUCGGAAAGUGGUUGGCCAUCAGCUGGUGGAACGGCAACAACAAUUGAUAAUGCAAGGACUUAUAAUGCAAAUCUGAUUCAACAUGUUAAGGGAGGGACUCCAAGGAAGCCCGGAAGGGCCAUAGAAACCUACAUCUUUGCCAUGUUUGAUGAGAACAGAAAGAACCCGGAAUUUGAGAAACAUUGGGGGCUGUUUUCACCAAGCAAACAGCUGAAAUACCCAAUCAACUUCAACUGA